Molecule: messenger RNA, 721 nt
Organism: Mus musculus (house mouse)
Lineage: Eukaryota; Metazoa; Chordata; Mammalia; Rodentia; Muridae
Gene: Tmem167-ps1
Product: transmembrane protein 167, pseudogene 1
Exons: 1
Coding region: 386-721 (111 amino acids)
Source: RefSeq, a predicted model, not a curated record
UAGGAUUUCUAUUUCAGAGUUGUCUCCCUUUGAGUCAUUUUAUUGCUCUGUUGAUUUAGUAGAAUGUAUUUACCAUAAGGGUCUUGGCUUCAUUACCAUUGUCAGGUGUGGGUUCCAUCUCAUGACAUUGUAUUUAAAUUCAAAUAGUUGUUGGUCAUUCCCAUAACACUUAUGCCAUUAUUGCACCAAUAUGUCUUGAAGAUAAGUCACUGUUGCAGGUCACAGAGUUCAUCAUUAUAUAAGACUGAUGAUGUCUUUCCUUCUCCUGUAGUGUGUACAGUACCUUCUAGCACUAUUAAUGACAACCAAUAAAGAUAAAGCAUCUGGGCCUUCUCUUUUUCCCUGGCCAGAAUGAUGAUCUGGCUGAACCAACACCGACCUUGCUAUGCCUGCAAUUAUCAAUUUUCAGAAUCUAUUGACUGUAAUCUUACUCCUUAUAUUUAUGUGUGCUUAUAUCCGAUCUCUGGCACACAGCAUCCUGGACAGGAAUGAAACUGAACUAUUGAUAAUACUUUGGAAGUGUGUCCAAAUUGGUGAAUGCAAGAGUCCUUAUGUGGCAAUAUGGUUCAUAGUGAUCGCCUUCAGCAUCCUCUUCAUACAGUAUCUUUGGAAACUAUCAGAGUGUGAAUGCCAUCAGAUUGUAAACAAGGACUUGCCUCCAGAAAAUAAUGGCAAAAAACGAAAAUGGUUAAGCAUUGAACCUGAACUUGGAAUGAGAUAA